AUGGCCAACUCCGGCGGAUACAAACCGGCCGACCAUGUCGGGAAUACCGACUUUACGCGCGCGACGGUCGUGAUCAUCGGGGCGGGCAUAUCGGGUCUGUGCAUGGCGAUUGACCUCCUCCGUCGGACGCCCUGUCGCAAAUUCGUCAUCCUCGAGCAGGGCAGCCAAGUAGGCGGGACAUGGAACGAUAACAAGUAUCCCGGGUGUGCAUGCGACAUAUGGAGCGCCCUGUACUCCCUCUCAUUCGAGCAAAAAGCCGACUGGUCGCGCGAAUAUCCCGGCCAGGAGGAACUCCUCGACUAUCUCAUCCACGUGGCGCAGAAGUACCGUCUGUACCGGUACAUCCGGUUCAACUCGGCCGUGGACGCCGCGCGCUGGGAUGAGGACUCUCACACAUGGCGCGUGCAGGUCUCCGUCGGCGGCGCCAAAGACGGCCAGUUCGUGUCAUCCUACGAGCUCACGUCUGACUUCCUCGUGUCCGCCGUCGGGCAGCUCAACCUGCCGCAGUGGCCCUCCCUCCCGGGCCUGGACGACUUCACCGGGAAAGUAAUGCACUCGGCGCGCUGGGACUGGACCUACGACUGGGCCGACAAACGCGUCGCCAUCAUCGGCAACGGGGCGUCGGCGCUGCAGAUCGCGCCCGAGAUCGCCCCCGCCGCCGCCCACCUGACCGUCUACCAGCGCACGCCCAACUGGGUGAUCCCGCGGAUGGACCGGCGCGUGACGGGCGCGGAGCAGACGCUGCUGGGCGCGCUGCCGCCCGCGCGCUGGCUCAAACGCGCGGUCAUGAUGCAGAUGCGCGAGGUGUCGCACGGACUCGUGACGGAUCCAAAGUCGUCGUCCGUGACCUACCUGCGGGACUGGGCGCUGGGGAGUAUGAAGCAGGCGCUGCCUGGGCGGCCGGAUCUGUGGGCGGCGCUGACACCGGACUAUCAGCUGGGGUGUAAGCGGAUUCUCGUGUCGGAUAACUACUAUCAGACGCUGGGGCGGGAGAAUGUGACGCUGGAGACGCGCGAGGUGGCGCGCGUGACGGAGAGUGGCAUUGAGACGGUGGACGGGGCGGUGCGGGAUGUUGAUUUAAUCGUCUGUGCGACAGGCUUCCGCACUGUUGAGUUCUUGCACCCGGUGCAGGUGACUGGACGGGAAGGUCGUCCGCUGGACUCGGUCUGGGCAGGGGGAGCCUCGGCAUACUACGGGGUGACGGUGGAGGAGAUGCCGAACUUCGGCAUGUUGUACGGGCCGAACACUAACCUAGGCCACAACUCCAUCAUCCUCAUGAUCGAGGCCCAGUCGCGGUAUCUCAGCGCACUGAUCGACCGGGUGGUGCGCGCAAGGGAUCAGGGCCAGUCCCUGGUCCUGCAGCCCCGGACGGAGGUUGUGCGGUCGCUCAACCACCAGAUCCAGACGCAGCUGCAAGAGACCAGUUUCGCCGAUCCGACGUGCCGGUCGUGGUACAAGACAGCCGACGGGCGGAUCACGAACAACUGGCCCGGGACGGCGGUGCAGUAUCAGAAGGAGUUGGCGACGGUGCGAUGGGCGGACUACGCGGUGUCAGGGACGGCGGCGGACACAGUGGCCGGAAGACGACCGACGCGGAUUGGACGGGUGGUGGAGGAGUGGCCGGUGUCGUGGUGGACGAUGGCGUUGGGGGCGGGCGCUGUGGGAUGGUGGUCGUAUACACGGUAUUUCUCCCGGGCAUGA
Aspergillus campestris IBT 28561 is the source of this 1701-nucleotide messenger RNA. Its product is annotated as flavin-containing monooxygenase. The transcript has 4 exons. Lineage: Eukaryota; Fungi; Ascomycota; Eurotiomycetes; Eurotiales; Aspergillaceae. The coding region runs from base 1 to 1701 and encodes 566 amino acids. The record is from RefSeq and is a predicted model, not a curated record. Gene Ontology annotation, molecular function: NADP binding; flavin adenine dinucleotide binding; N,N-dimethylaniline monooxygenase activity.